Messenger RNA from Eurypyga helias (sunbittern), 2744 nucleotides. RefSeq names its product solute carrier family 39 (zinc transporter), member 12 (gene SLC39A12). Gene Ontology annotation, cellular component: membrane. NCBI's taxonomy places the organism in Eukaryota, Metazoa, Chordata, Aves, Eurypygiformes, Eurypygidae. Bases 265 to 2271 code for a protein of 668 amino acids. Gene Ontology annotation, biological process: intracellular zinc ion homeostasis; zinc ion import across plasma membrane. Gene Ontology annotation, molecular function: zinc ion transmembrane transporter activity. The transcript has 12 exons. The record is from RefSeq and is a predicted model, not a curated record.
UAAGAGCAGCUCUCUCCAUAGCAACUGAAAACUUUUCAAGGCAGCAAUAAACUAAUCCUCUCCAGCUUCCAGAGCACCAUCAAGGAAUUUUAAAAACAUUGGACUUCUAGCAGCUAAAUACUUCUGAGGAUUCAGAAGGCCACAAAGCUAGAUACACAAGCAUUCCUUUUCCCUUCAGAAGAUCCCUCAGGUUUCAAGUUUAAGCUGUGAAGUGCAAACAAGAAUCCAACAUUCGGUGCAGAUCACGCACUGCAGGAAGAGGAGAUGUGUUUUCUGACGAAGCAUCCAGCUCUUGGGGUGGUAUGUUCCGCUUUCCUAUUCAGCGUGCUCAUUGCUGAAGGACAGUCUGGGGAAGAGCAUGGGCAGGAUGGCAGCUAUGCUCCCAGCCGAGGCUAUCUGAUGGAAGUUUUACGCGUUCUUUCAGCUGACAACACUGAGCUCCACAUGAACCACUCACAAGAACUGGUCAAAAUGUUACUGGAGAGAGCUGAGUGCCCACAGCGGAUUUAUGGCAUGCAAGAGGAUUGUAACCUGUGCCUUGAGCCAGACGCUUUGUUACUAAUAGCUGGUGGAGAUUUAGAAGACCGUAUCAGUGAAGAAGUAUUUCAGAGAAUUUCUCUUAUUCUCCUGUACUACAUUUUCCAUCAUAAAGAUGUGUGUUCUUCAGACCUCGGCUUGGAUAAUAAGGAUUAUAAAUUUUACCUACAGAGUAUGCUUAGUUUAAGACAUGAUGAAGAUUCUUAUUAUUUUUCACGGAAUGAAACUGAAGAUAUUUUGGCUGCAGUAAGGCAACAUUUUAAAACUUCUGAAACCCAGUGUUUUGAUGUGACUACUCUGGAGAAAAAUGCUGAUAUAAUGCACAGAGAUGGUGCUGAUGAAAACACUCUUCCACGCCUGGCUGCUUUAAUCAUUACACUGGCUCUGCAAGGAGUCUGUAUGGGGAAAGCAAGUUUGCCCUCCCCAGAAUUUUUUGUAAAAUAUAUUUUCAAUUCUCUAAACAGUACCACUGAGAUCCAAGUGUCAGAACUAGAACAGCUACUGAACGUGCUUACAGCCAGAAAGACCUGCACUGUAAAUGGGCAAUUCCACAGUCAGAGAAGAAGACGUUAUAGUAUGGCAAUCAGAGAUAUUGGAAACCAAAAUAUUCCAGUCAAAGGAAACCAUACGAAAGGAGACUAUCUGAAAAGUUAUUUUGAAGAUCCUGAAAGGAACACAGAUUGGGACCAGGUUUGUUUCUCUGCCAAUGAACUUGUGAAGAUAUUUUUAAAAAAUAGUUCUUCCUCCAUUUCUAAGGACCAGUUCAAGCAAAUCAGUCCAGCUAUCAUUCAGCAGCUAUUAAGUUGUUCAUGUCAGCUUCCUGACUUCAAGCAGGCAAAGCUUCCACCAACAACUUUGGAAAGUGAGUUAUGGCUUUAUCACACUGUGGCUGUUUUACUUAUUACGAUUGGAUCUAUGUUUGGUACAACCCUCAUUUUAUUUAACUCCUGUCAAGAAAUCUAUACACUCGUUUUACAACUGUUUGUUGGUUUGGCUGUUGGGACCCUUUCUGGAGACGCAUUGCUACACCUUAUUCCUCAGACUCUUGGUUUACAUAAACAUGAAGUACAAGAAGUAGAACACUUCUAUGAGGGGAAGGAAUAUAUUUGGAAACUUUUGGGAAUAAUUGGCGGAAUUCACGGAUUUUUUCUAAUAGAAAAGUGUUUCUUUCUUUUGGUAACACCACGUAGCCAGAGAAGCCCAGAAGAUUCUGAGUCUGCUGAAGUUCCUCCAGAGAGUAAAGCGAUCAGCAAAAAAAGUAAGAAAAUUAGCUUGUUAGCAAUUAUGGUUCUGGUGGGUGACAGUCUUCACAAUUUUGCUGAUGGCUUGGUAAUAGGAGCAGCAUUCUCGUCCUCAACAGAAACAGGUGUGACGACGACUAUUGCUAUUUUAUGCCAUGAAAUUCCUCAUGAAAUGGGAGAUUUCGCUGUGCUGCUAAGCACAGGGCUCCCCACGAAGAUUGCAAUUAUGAUGAAUUUUAUAAGUGCACUAACAGCAUUCUUAGGACUUUAUAUUGGCCUUUCUGUAUCAACUGACCCAUGCAUUCAAAACUGGAUUUUUACUGUUACAGCCGGAAUGUUCCUGUAUUUAUCUUUAGCAGAAAUGCUUCCUGAAAUGACUCAUAUUCAGACACGGCGACCCUGGUUGAUGUUUCUUCUACAGAACCUUGGAUUACUAUUAGGCUGGCUUUGCCUCUUACUUUUGGCUAUAUAUGAACAGAAAAUUAAACUAUAAAUUUUCUGUUGAAAAUCUUUAAGUACCACUUAUGACAGUGGGUAGCAUUAUUCACAAUUUUGUCAUGUCUGCUAUAGUGAUAUAUAGUGAUAUAUAGUUGCUCAGAUUUUUAUAUCUGAACAGUAGAUAACCAUUUCACUUCAUUAACUUAUUGUUCAGAUUUUGUAAUUUUUUUUAAAUAUGAAUGUUUAGAAUUGUUUUAUUUGUUACUGAGUUUACCAGAUCCCAUGCUCAAACUCACGUGAGCUUAUGAUUAGUUUUUAUUGAGACUGUUCUAGUUGAAUGCUCUGAGUGAUCUCUGCCGGUCUGAUUGAAGAGAAGAAUAAAACACUUUUAUAUGCAAUAAUUAAAGUGAACUAACCAGAAUUGAAUAAUUUGAAGCAGAAAAGUUUGUUGCUUCUUAGUACAGAGGAUAAAUGCAUUUUUAUAAAACUAAAAAGUAUAGCAAAACUAAACUGUUAAAUGGCAUACAG